AUGAUUCCAGGGCAGAACCAGAGCUGGGUUUCUGAGUUCAUCCUGCUUGGCUUCUCUAGUGACCCCACGACCAACACCAUCCUCUUCAUUGUCUUCCUUUUCAUCUACCUGAGCUCAGUCCUGGGCAAUGGGCUCAUCAUCCUGCUGAUCUGCCUGGACACACAGCUGCACACACCCAUGUACUUCUUCCUCUGUGUACUUGCUAUGUUGGAUAUGAGCUAUGUCACCACCACCAUGCCCCAGAUGUUGGUGCAUCUUCUUGCUCACUCUAAAACCAUCUCCUUUGCUGGCUGCUGGAUGCAGAUGUAUGUGUUUAGUGCUUUGUGUAUGGUGGAGGCUACCUUCUAUGCUGUUAUGGCUUAUGACAGAUAUGUGGCCAUUUGCCACCCACUUCGUUAUACUGUAAUACUCAAAUGGGCCGUGUGCAUAUGGUUGGCAGCUGGGUCUUGUGCCUGCGGUUUCCUCUUUUCUUUGUUGCAUACUUACUUCACGAUGAGUCUGCCAUAUUGUGGGUCCAACAAGGUCAACCACUAUUUCUGUGAAAGUCCUGCAGUGCGUAGCCUGGCUUGCAUGAAUACCCACAUCAUUGAGAUGGUGGACCAGAUCUUGAAUGUUCUUAUGGGUCUUAUUCCAAUUUCCCUCAUUGUAGCUUCCUAUGUUCAUAUUGCCAAGGCAAUUCUCAAGAUCAAGUCCACCCAGGGACGAUGCAAGGCUUUCUCUACCUGUGCCUCCCACUUGACUGUGGUCUUCUUAUUCUACGGUCCAUCCUCUUACAUCUACUUGAAGCCCAACUCCAGUUACUCCCCUGAGCAAGACAAGAAAAUAGCACUCUUUUACAAUGCCUUCACAGCCUUGCUCAACCCCGUGGUCUACAGUCUGAGGAACAAGGACAUUAAGAGGGCAUUUCUCAAGGUUAUAGGGCAUAGUAAGGCAGGCUGA
Arvicola amphibius (Eurasian water vole) is the source of this 939-nucleotide messenger RNA. Its product is annotated as olfactory receptor 2D3-like. Bases 1 to 939 code for a protein of 312 amino acids. Gene Ontology annotation, cellular component: membrane. Gene Ontology annotation, molecular function: G protein-coupled receptor activity; olfactory receptor activity. The record is from RefSeq and is a predicted model, not a curated record. Gene Ontology annotation, biological process: G protein-coupled receptor signaling pathway. The transcript has a single exon. NCBI's taxonomy places the organism in Eukaryota, Metazoa, Chordata, Mammalia, Rodentia, Cricetidae.